This is a messenger RNA of Thrips palmi, 754 nucleotides long. RefSeq lists its product as uncharacterized. The transcript has 7 exons. The record is from RefSeq and is a predicted model, not a curated record. Gene Ontology annotation, molecular function: odorant binding. NCBI's taxonomy places the organism in Eukaryota, Metazoa, Arthropoda, Insecta, Thysanoptera, Thripidae. The coding region runs from base 93 to 569 and encodes 158 amino acids.
GGCGACGGCCAACACGAUUGUCGCGAUUGGCUCCCGAGCUGACGCCGCGCAUCCGCCAAGUGCUGUGAUACCCCGACCACUGCGCCGACACCAUGAAGAGCUGCACCGUCCUGGCCGUCGUCGGCGUGGUCGCCAGCCUGGCCGUCCUGGCGCAGGCCGACAAGAAGGGCGAGCUCAUGCCGCGGUACAUCAAGCACACCCUGGACUGCGUCAAGGAGCUCAAAAUUGACACCGCCGUGUGCAAAGAGAUGAUGAAGGAGGGCAACGACAACUCCCAGGCCAAGUACGAUCCCUGCAAGUGUGUCGUGGCCUGCGUCGCCAAGAAGGCCAAAGUCAUGACCGACGCCGGGGAAGCCGACAUGGAAAAGUUCACCGCGGCCGUCGACGAGUUCGAGAUCAAGGAGUGGUCCGCCGAGUGGGUGCGAGUGAAGCCCAUCUGCGAGCCCGCAAUCAAGGGGAAGAAGGAUUGUGUGCUGGGCUACGACUUCUUCACAUGCGGCUACAAGGAGUCUGAGAUCUUCCGCGACGUGAUCAAGAAGUUCAUGGGUGCCAUGGACGGCAGCAGCUAAGCCGCCACUUGCCGAGCGGAAUCGACACUCAUCCUCUUCAGCGGCACAGACGGCGUGGGUUACGAAUGGGGCUUCCGACCAGAGACUUCACCAAAAAUACCGAUACCUAAUUUAAACUACUGUUCCUUCAUGAUGGCUUGUGACUAUGUGUAAUUUAUUGAAAAUAAUAAUUUGUUUAACUCGUA